Molecule: messenger RNA, 7600 nt
Organism: Cydia fagiglandana
Lineage: Eukaryota; Metazoa; Arthropoda; Insecta; Lepidoptera; Tortricidae
Gene: Fs(2)Ket
Product: importin subunit beta-1
Exons: 11
Coding region: 126-2837 (903 amino acids)
Biological process (GO): protein import into nucleus
Cellular component (GO): cytoplasm; nucleus
Molecular function (GO): nuclear import signal receptor activity; small GTPase binding
Source: RefSeq, a predicted model, not a curated record
UUGAAUUUUAUUUUAGUGUGGUAACAUUAAUAAGUGAGUGUUCUUUCGUCGUGUGCCGGUUUCCUCAGAUUUUCGGCUCCCAUAUUUAUCUUUACCUUGAAUUUAAGUUAGAACACUAAUACAAGAUGCAUACCGAACCGAUGUUACAACUUAUACAAAUAUUGGAAAAGACAAUAUCUCCCGAUCGAAAUGAGUUGGAAGCAGCAGAGAAAUACCUUGACCAUGCAGCAGCCACAAACUUCACAGCAUUCAUCAAGAUGCUGUCAGAUGUGCUGGCACAGGGUGGCAACAGUCAGGUGGCGCGCAUGGCGGCCGGCCUGCAGCUCAAGAACCACCUCACAUCCAAAGAUGCCUCACUCAAGCAACAGUACCAGCAGAGGUGGCUUGCCCUACCAGAUGAAACUAGGCAAUAUAUUAAGAAAAAUAUCCUGUUAGCAACUGGCACUGAAGACACCCGACCCAGUUCUGCGGCGCAGUGUCUUGCAUAUGUGGCGGUGGCUGAACUCCCGGUGGGCCAGUGGAAUGACCUUAUUCCCAACUUGGUGGAAAAUGUUGUUAAUGCCCAAUCUACUGAACUAAAGAAGGAAGCCACUCUAGAGGCCAUUGGGUAUAUUUGCCAAGAUAUUGAUGCUGAAGUGCUGACAGAGCAGAGUAACCACAUCCUAACAGCCAUUAUCCAUGGCAUGCGGUCCACUGAGCCCAGCAACCAUGUGCGACUGGCCGCCACCCAGGCUCUGCUCAACUCACUUGAGUUCACUAAGGCUAACUUUGACAAGGAAAAUGAGAGGAACUUCAUUAUGGAGGUUGUGUGUGAGGCUACACAGUCAACUGAUAUGAGGAUAAGUGUAGCAGCACUGCAGUGUUUAGUCAAAAUUCUAUCGUUAUACUACCAAUACAUGGAGCCAUACAUGGGCCAAGCACUGUUCCCCAUCACCCUGGAGGCGAUGAAGUCGGAUGUUGAUGACAUAUCACUGCAGGGCAUUGAGUUCUGGUCCAACGUCAGUGACGAGGAAAUCGACCUCGCCAUUGAGGAAGCUGAGGCUGCGGAUGCGGGUCGUCCCCCAGUACGAACCUCGAGGUUUUACGCGAGAGGUGCUCUACAAUACUUAGCACCGGUGCUAAUGCAAAAGCUCACUAAACAAGAUGACACUGAUGAUGAAUUGGAUUGGAAUCCUUCAAAGGCUGCCUCGGUCUGCCUAAUGCUCCUAUCCAACUGCUGCGAAGACGAAAUUGUUCCACACGUCCUGCCUUUCAUAAAUCAAAAUAUCAAACAUGAGAAUUGGCGGUUCAGAGAAGCCGCCCUAAUGGCCUUCGGUUCAAUAUUAGGCGGCCUUGAAUCGAAUACUCUCAAACCCCUGGUCGAGAAGGCCAUGCCGACCCUCAUCGAGGCCAUGUACGACUCCAGCGUCGCCGUGCGGGACACGGCAGCGUGGACCUUCGGAAGGAUUUGCGAAAUCGUUCCAGAGGCAGCUAUCAAUGAAACUUAUCUCAAACCCCUGCUAGAGAGUCUCGUCAACGGACUAAAGGCUGAACCUCGUGUCGCGGCAAACGUGUGCUGGGCAUUUACCGGAUUGGCCGAAGCCGCGUACGAAGCCGCAGACUGUGGCGACUCUAACCAACCUAAAACUUACUGUAUGUCAAAAUACUUUGACUUCAUCAUUGAACGUCUCUUGGAGACCACUGACCGUCAGGACGCCGCCCAACACAACUUGAGAUCGGCCGCCUAUGAGGCGCUCAUGGAGAUGGUCAAGAACUCUCCCUCGGAUUGCUAUAUCACCGUACAAAAGACGACGAUGGUUAUUUUGGAGCGACUGCAACAAGUCUUGCAGAUGGAGAAUCAUAUUUCCAGCCAAGCGGACCGCUCGCAAUUCAACGACUUACAGAGCCUUCUGUGCGCGACUCUUCAAUCCGUUUUGCGAAAAGUGACCCCUGAAGAUGCGCCGCAAAUAUCUGAUGCCAUCAUGACUGCGCUUCUCACUAUGUUCGCGAGCAACGCCGGCAAGGCUGGCGGCGUGCAAGAGGACGCCCUUAUGGCCGUCUCUACCCUAGUCGAGGUGCUAGGAGAAGGCUUCCUAAAAUACAUGGACGCCUUCAAAAGAUAUCUUUAUGUUGGACUUAAGAAUCACCAGGAAUAUCAAGUAUGCAUAGCUGCUGUUGGAUUAACUGGAGAUAUUUGCAGAGUACUUAAGAGUAAGGCACUCCCCUACUGUGACGAGAUUAUCCUGUUGCUUCUGGAGAACCUCGGCGACCCGACCAUCCACCGCUCGGUGAAGCCGCAGAUCCUGUCCGUGUUUGGAGACAUUGCUCUGAGCAUUGGACCUGAUUUCGCCAAAUACUUCGAUGUCGUCAUGCAAAUGUUGCUGCAGGCCAGCAACGCCCAAGUGGACCGUAACGACUUCGCCAUGGUGGAGUACCUGGGCGAGCUGCGCGAGAGCGUGCUGGAAGCGUACACCGGCAUCAUUCAGGGCCUGAAAGGAGCAGGCGGAGAGGUGCGCGCGGACGUGGCGCUGGUGGAGCCGCACGUGAACGCGAUCGUGAACUUCAUGAUGGCGGUGGCGGUGGAGCCGGAGCGCACGGACGCGCACAUGUCGGCGGUGGCGGGGCUGGCGGGCGACCUGUGCGCGGCGUUCGGCGCGCGCGUGCUGCCGGUGCUGGAGCAGCGGCCGCUGCUCGACCUGCUGGCGGCCGCGCGCCGCUCGCGCACGCCGCGCACCAAGACGCUCGCCAACUGGGCCACCAAGGAGAUCCGCAAGCUCAAGCAGCAGGCGCCGCCCGCCAGCUGUUUGUCGACGUCGUAUGCCUACGGUGAAGUCUCCGCGAGUCCAGUGCGCGUAUAGUCGAUUUGAAAAAACGCUAUGUAAAAGCGACGUAACGCAGUUUCAAACCACCUGCUGCUGGUAAACAACUCAAAUGUAUGUCAGGUUAUGUAUAGCGUCUUUGGUGUCAUUAUUCAUAAGUCGUUAGGUGCAUUCGAUUCCGGGCUUUUCUCUUCCGGUAUAAUUUCACUAGACUGCAUGCUAUUUUGGGGAAUUAAGUCUUAUAAGCUGAUUGUGUGCGCUCAAUACCUAAUAGUAAGACAGUGCACUUAAUGGAGUUAAAAAAGCUAAUUUCUCAGUUUAGCCGUCGCCUUCUAGGAUCCUAAAACCUAAACUGGGUCCUAAGUUUUUUAAUAUUGUUGCCCUUAUGAAAUGAUCUAUUCGGAAGAUUUACCUUAUCAGGCGAUUGCUCACAGGAAAUAAAAGUUAAAUAUUGCAUCUAUCCUGUCACCUUUUAUAUCAGAAUCAGAACAGAAUAAGCGGCACAAGUUUUAUAUUUGACCACUCAACUGCUUUUUUAACUCCAUUGCCUAAUUGUAACAUUUUAGUAUUAAUACGGAAGUUAUUUCAGCGUCGAUUGUUUUAAUAACGUAGAUUAUAUCAAUGACUAUUGUAAAAAAAAGAAACACGAGAAAAGUAGUUUAGAUUUAUUUAUAUAAGCAAUCAGUUAUUUAUAAAUGGUUACUGGUAGUGACGUUUUUUUUUAAACCGUAAUGUUUAAUGCGUAGUAGUUUUUUUUUUGUUGCCUUUACUAACACUGCUUUCUCUGUUUCUUAUUUUGUCUAGUUUGUCAGCUAUUUAAAUAAAUGACGAGUAAGCAUAGGGAAGCAACAAUGGCAUGCCGGUUCAUUUAAAAUGCCGAUUGUGAUGGGUGAGGGAAGGGAACUACCCUAUGUUAAUUUUUUUCCUGUAGUGUAUUUUCUAUCAUCUCGUAACACUAUACUUAAGUAAGCUCUAGCGAGUUUUAUACCCCUACAAAGUAUGCAGAUGACAUUAUAUCCGGAUUUAAUUUAUAGUAGUAAAUGAUAUCAAGUCGGUAAAUGAUCGACAAAUGCCUGCGAACAAUGCACCUGGCGCGGUUUACUAUUCGGAGUAAUUUAAGUACGCCUGACUAUAGUAAUCUUUCCAUGUUAAUCUUUAAAGCAUUUUUCCUAUUUGGUAUUUUAAAUACAGACAGUGGCUGUGGUAUGUUUACUUAUGUGAGAAAAAAGUGAUAGUGAAUUUAAUUUGAAAGCGCGACAGUAUGACAGAGGACGAAUGUUAUUUUAGGCAUGCACAUGUGCAAGGGAUUAUGAAUUUUAUAAAUUUAUUACUAAUUGUGUUUUGUAACAGUGCGAAAAGACGUAUGAAUGAUCGAGAAUGCACGUAAAAGGAGACGAAUGGAUGAUUAUCACAGAUCUUUUGUAAACUAAGGCAUGUGUCGAUCUUAAUGGAGAGAUGGAUUAUUGUAUAAGGUUCCAUCAACUUUAAUUGAGACAGGAGGCCGCCAUAUUGGUGAUAGCUACUUGUUCAUCACAGUACUCGUCUACCAAACAAUACGAUAAUGAGGGUUUCCUCGAUCGAGUUUUUCACUAGAUAACAGCACCGUGGCGAGAGGUCUAGCUGUCAUAAUCCCACCAAUCAUGUUCCAGGUUUUUUUUUGGUGGAUUUUGGCAGCAGCUGUCAAAAAGACCUCUCGUCACGGUGCUGCUAUCUUGUGAAAAUCUCAAUCGCGGAAACCCUCAUUGGCUUUAAAUAAAACUUUAAUUUAAACAAAAUGCAUAUUAUUACUAAUAAAACAGUCAGUUGAAACCUUAAGGUUUUGAUGUCAUGGCUAAACAAGUAUUUGUGAUGAGUAAGUAGACACUGCCUUCGGAUCUCAAGCUUACAUUAUUUGUACAUAUGUAAUUAAUAUCGUUUCCUUGCGACAUUGAGUGGCAAUCUAUUGUUGGCCAUGCGACUGAUAACUACUGAACCGAAACUUUAAGAAUAGGAAUAUCAAAAUACAAUGAGUUUAAAUUAAAACCAUGGAUAUUAAGUCUGUGAAAUCAGCUCAAUUUGGUACUAAGCUAAAUUAUUUUGUUAUAUCAGCGACGUAACAAAAUCACAUAUUUUAAUUAAAUAUAGGAUAUUUAAACUAGUUUGUCGUCGGUGCGUGUCUAUUUUUGACCAAUUCGAAUAACGGUGGUUUGGAAUCGCUAUUUCGAUAAUAAUUUUUCAUCAAACCAUAACCUUUGUUAUUUAGAGAAAUAGCAAAGUAAUAAAUCAUGCUUGUUUCCUUAAUACGUUGCUGGUUACAUUUAUGUUGAUUAUAGUUAAGUACCCAAAUUGUUUUUUAACCCUGCCUACUAAACUUGCCAACUCAAUGGCAACCACAGAACCGGAUAAUUUUAAAAGCAGCAACUAACUUAUCAAAUGUCGAUGAAUUUUGUAGUACGGUCAUUAUAUCCAAAAAACCGACCCUACCCGUGAAUAAUUAGUUCUUGGAUUUUUUUUUCGUAGGUCCCUCGGGGGGGUCACUGGGAGUGUAAAUUCAAAAAGUAGGCUGAAUCAGGCUCCUGCGUAUAUUCGAAAAAUGUUUUUUUCCAAAAAAAACGGUUUUUCUUCAAUAUCUCGGCCAUUUUUGAUUUUACAGUAAAACUGUAAGAACAAAAAUUGUAGGAAAUUUGAUUCUCUACAAGUUAGUCCAGUCAUUAUAUCCAAAAAACCGACCCCUCCCGUGAUUAAUCAGUUCUUGGAUUUUUUUUGUACGUCCCUCGGGGGAAUCACUGGGAGUGUAAAUUCAAAAAGUAGACUGAAUCAGGGUCCUGUGUAUAUUCGAAAAACGGUUUUUCUUGAAUAACUCGGUCAUUUUUGAUUUUACAGUAAAACCGUGAGAACAAAAAUUUUAGAAAAUUUGAUUCUCUACAAGUUUGGUCCUCACAAUUUUUCUUCUAGGAUCGAUAGUUUGGAAAUAAAAUUUGAAAAAAGCGACAAAUUCAAAAUAUUUUCAACAUCUCGUUUAUUUUGAACUUUACGACAUAAAUGAAGAGGACUAAACUUGUAGAGAAUCAAAUUCUGAACAGUUUUGGUUCCUACCUUUUUUCCCCCAAAAUCGAUAUUUUAGAAAUUAAACCUGAAAAACGCGACAAAUUCAAAAUAUUAUCAUUAUCUCCUAUGUUCCACGCUUUACGGCAUAAAUGAAGGGAAACAAAGUUGUAGAGAAUCAAAUUCUGAACAAUUUUUGUCCUCACGGUUUUACUGUAAAAUCAAAAAUGACCGGGUUAUUCAAGAAAAACCGUUUUUCGAAUAUACACAGGACCCUGAUUCAGUCUACUUUUUGAAUUUACACUCCCAGUGAUUCCCCCGAGGGACGUACAAAAAAAAAUCCAAGAACUGAUUAUUCACGGGAAGGGUCGGUUUUUUGGAUAUAAUGACUGGACUAACUUGUAGAGAAUCAAAUUUCCUACAAUUUUUGUCCUUACGGUUUUACUGUAAAAUCAAAAAUGGCCGAGUUAUUGAAGAAAAUUUUUCGAAUAUACGCAGGAGCCUGAUUCAGCCUACUUUUUGAAUUUACACUCCCAGUGACCCCCCCGAGGGACCUACGAAAAAAAAAUCCAAGAACUAAUUAUUCACGGGUCAAAAUCUAUAAUGACUGUACUAUUGGUGCUACUUGUGAAGAGAGGAAAUGAUGAAUGGGCCAAAACUUUUUGAAUUAUACGUUCAAAUAUGCGGUUUUUUUAUAUUAAACGUAUGUCAACAAUUAUGAUUUUGGUUACGGCAAUUCCAGUUAUCUCAUUAUUAAACUCUAAAGUAUUGUCAUGUGUGCGUCAGCCUAUUUUACAGGCUAGUUACUUCUAGGGUAUCUCACUCGUUACCUAGAUGAGUGUCCAUAAACUAGGUAGUUUACAAGCUUUUCGUGUUACCUGUUUCUACAUAGUCGAUUCUUGGUUACCUAGUUUUAUGAGUAAUGUAAAGUAAUUAAGCGAUGCUCAUUUUUACUUUUAUGUAGUUCUUCGGUGCAGGUACUGCAGGUCGCUGAGAAGCACGGGUAUGAUACUGAUAUACCUACUUAUUUAUUUUAAAGAGUCGUAAUCCUCAAAUGACUGUCAAAAAAACACAUCGCAGUUUGAUAUUGUUGCCAUAAACGUAGAUUGACUUAAGUGCCUUUUACUCGUACGAACUGGUGACGCUUCCUGAAACAAAAUAUACACUCAUUAUCGGUUGUUGAUGUUAAAUUUAAUAACAUCGCAAAUGUGUACUGCUUAUCAUUUUGUAUCUAUAAUUACCGCACCGUACAGUACCCAUAAAACAUGUACCGAGUUGGAUUGUGCGUUACACAAAUGCGUUACUUUACAGUAGGUAACGGAAAUGGUCAAGUAAGUCGGGGCGGGCUGUGGCCGCUCGCCGGACGGACCGCGCCCCCAGUGUGGACCGAGCAGGUCGCCAGGUGAAUGCCGAUUGAGUUGGAGUGUCUGCUAGUCUGUGAGCAUCACUGACAGGGAUGAUGUUUGCGCGAAUUAUGCAAGAUUUUUUUUAGGUGUCUUAUUGAUCUUCAGAUUUUAUUUGUAUUGAUCAAAUAAUGCGCCGUAUUAAAGUUUGUUUUAAUUGAGUAUGAUAGGAGAAUGUGUGAGGACUAGUGCCAUGCCAUGAAAGGUUCUGAAUUAGAAUCGAAGGCAUCGAGUCGAUGAAUACCACCCACUUUUCCUGCGCGAAAAUCGAUUAAAAUUAUUUUGUUACAUCAUUUUAUUUAAUUACUUUCUUUUGACUCUGAAUACUAUUCUGUAAACUGUUCUAUAGUAAAUAAAACAUUUAGAUGUUAACAA